Molecule: messenger RNA, 3398 nt
Organism: Setaria italica (foxtail millet)
Lineage: Eukaryota; Viridiplantae; Streptophyta; Magnoliopsida; Poales; Poaceae
Product: 26S proteasome non-ATPase regulatory subunit 1 homolog A
Exons: 10
Coding region: 138-3200 (1020 amino acids)
Biological process (GO): regulation of protein catabolic process; proteasome-mediated ubiquitin-dependent protein catabolic process
Cellular component (GO): nucleus; proteasome complex; proteasome storage granule
Molecular function (GO): enzyme regulator activity
Source: RefSeq, a predicted model, not a curated record
CAGCAAAAGCGCACGCGCCCACCCCACCCCACCCGAAAUCCCCCCCACACCCCCGGCGGCGACGAGGAGGGCGCGCCCCGGCGGCGACCGGCUACACGAGGACCCUGCGGCGGCGGAUCGGCACUGCGCGCGAGGACAUGGCGGCGGCGGCGGUGAUGGUGAGCUCGGCGGGCUCGCUGCUGGCGAUGCUGCAGGAGCCGGCGCCGGAGCUCAAGCUGCACGCGCUCUCCAGCCUCAACUCCCUCGUCCACGCCUUCUGGCACGAGAUCUCCACCAGCGUCUCCUCCAUUGAGAGUUUGUAUGAAGACGAGGAGUUUGACCAGAGGCAGCUUGCAGCACUAGUUGCUUCUAAGGUGUUUUUCUACUUGGGCGAGCUAAAUGAUGCUCUGUCAUAUGCACUUGGUGCUGGAUCCCUGUUUGAUGUCUCUGACGACUCUGAUUAUGCUCAAACACUUCUAGCGAAAGCUUUGGAUGAAUAUGCUGCCAUCCGAUCAAGGGCUGCAGGGGAAGAUAAAACGAUGGACCCAAGAUUGGAGGCCAUUGUGGAAAGAAUGCUGGACAAGUAUGAUAGUACCCUCAUGAUUCAUUGUUUUCCUGUUUGUAAAAAAUGCAGUUCUGAGCUUACAAAUACUUCAUUGCCUUUCAGGUGCAUUCUUGAUGGAAAAUAUCAGCAGGCCAUGGGUAUGGCUGUUGAGUGCAGGAGACUGGAUAAGCUUGAGGGAGCAAUUUCUCGAUGCGAUGGUAUUCAUGGAGCUCUUUCAUAUUGCAUCAAUCUGUCUCACCAAUAUGUUAGUCAUCGUGAAUAUCGAUUGGAGAUUCUACGUUGUCUUGUCAAAAUAUACCAGACAUUGCCAAACCCAGAUUAUUUGAGCAUUUGCCAGUGUCUUAUGUUCUUGGAUGAGCCAGAAACUGUUGCAAGCAUCUUGGACAAGCUUAUUUCUGGGAGCCAGGAUGAUGCUCUCCUAGCGUACCAAACUGCUUUCGAUCUUGCUGAAAAUGAAAAUCAGGCUUUCCUCCUGAAUGUGCGGAAUCACCUUGAUGGAUUGAGUUCUGCCCGAGCUGAACCUGACAGCGGACCGGCUUUACCAAAUGAUCAAGCAGCUAAUACUUCUACAGAACCGACUGGUGAUGUCCAGAUGGGAGAAGAUGUAAAUAUGCCAAAUGGCAGUGCUCUCGCUGUGGAUCCAAACAAAGUAGCACAUGCUGAUAGGCUGACAAAACUUAAGAAUAUUCUGUCAGGAGAGACAUCUAUUCAGUUGACAUUACAGUUUCUAUACAGCCAUAAUAGAUCUGAUCUUUUAAUUCUGAAGACUAUAAAGCAAGCCGUGGAAAUGAGGAACAGUGUCUGUCACAGCGCAACAAUAUGCUCCAAUGCAAUCAUGCAUGCAGGGACAACAGUUGAUACCUUCCUCAGAGAAAACUUGGAAUGGCUCGGUAGGGCAACCAACUGGUCUAAGUUCAGUGCCACUGCUGGACUAGGCGUCAUUCAUAGAGGCCAUCUUCAACAAGGCCGUGCAUUGAUGGCUCCUUACCUGCCUCAGAAUGGUGCUGUUGGCAGUGCUAGUCCAUACUCGGAAGGAGGCGCCCUCUAUGCUCUUGGUUUGAUUCAUGCCAACCAUGGUGAAGGAAUCAAAGAGUUUCUCCGUGAGAGUCUUCGCAACACCAGUUCUGAGGUGGUCCAGCAUGGUGCUUGUUUGGGACUCGGGCUUGCAGCAUUAGGUACAGCAGACGAGGAAAUAUGUGAGGACAUUAAGAAUGUUCUGUACACGGAUAGUGCUGUGGCUGGCGAAGCAGCUGGCAUUGGCAUGGGCUUGCUUAUGGUUGGCACGGCCAGUGAGAAGGCCACAGAGAUGCUUGCCUAUGCUCAUGAUACACAACAUGAGAAAAUUAUCAGGGGCCUGUCACUUGGAAUUGCGUUGACGGUGUAUGGCAGGGAAGAGGAAGCUGACACCUUGAUUGAACAAAUGACUAGAGACCAAGACCCCAUACUUCGUUAUGGUGGUAUGUACGCAUUGGCUCUAGCAUACAGGGGAACUGCAAAUAACAAAGCUAUCCACCAGCUUCUGCAUUUUGCUGUGUCAGACGUGAGUGAUGAUGUGCGGAGGACUGCAGUAUUGGCCCUUGGCUUUGUUCUGUAUAACGAGCCUGAGCAGACACCCAGAAUCGUGUCCCUGCUGUCAGAAUCAUACAAUCCUCAUGUCCGUUAUGGUGCAGCUCUAGCUGUUGGAAUCUCCUGUGCCGGAACAGGAUUGAGUGAAGCCAUCUCCUUGCUGGAGCCUCUUACAUCAGACGUCGUUGACUUUGUACGCCAGGGCGCUCUGAUUGCCAUGGCAAUGGUGAUGAUCCAGACCAAUGAAUCUUAUGAUUCACGUGUUGGAGCAUUCAGGCGCAAGUUGGAAAAGAUCAUUCUUGACAAGCACGAGGACACCAUGAGCAAAAUGGGCGCCAUACUGGCUUCCGGCAUCAUUGAUGCUGGCGGCAGGAACGUCACCAUCAAGCUCAAGUCAAAGUCAAAGCAUGACAGGCUCACUGCCGUUGUCGGACUGGCUGUCUUCACCCAGUUCUGGUACUGGUACCCACUCACCUACUUCAUCAGCCUUGCCUUCUCCCCGACAGCUCUCAUCGGACUCAACUCCGAUCUGAAAGUGCCAAAGUUUGAGUUCCUGUCGAACACCAAGCCAUCGCUGUUCGAUUAUCCCAAGCCGACAACUCAGCGGACUGCAACUGCAUCAGUCAAGGUGCCAACGGCUAUCUUGUCAACGUAUGCCAAGGCGAAGUCUAGGGCGAAGAAGGAUGCAGAGAGCAAGGCAAAGGAGAAGGCAGAGGCAGCGCCACCAAGCGAGGACGCUUCUGCUGCUUCUACUUCCAUGCAGGUCGACGGUGCUGCUGCAGAGAAGAAGGCCCCUGAGCCAGAGCCGACCUUCCAGCUCCUGACGAACCCUGCCCGGGUCAUCCCAGCCCAGGAGAAGUUCAUAAAGUUCUUGGAAGACAGCCGGUACGAGCCGGUGAAGGCCGCGCCGUCCGGGUUUGUCCUCCUGCGGGACCUCAAGCCCACUGAGGCCGAGGAGCUGGUCCUCACCGAUGCCCCCUCGACCGCCGCGGCGAACAACGCCGCCGCACCCAACGCCAGCGAGCAGGGAUCCGCCAUGGCCGUCGACGAGGAGCCCCAGCCGCCCCCGGCGUUCGAGUACACCUCGUGAAGCUGUUGAUCAUCCCCAGGACCUGUACCGUCUUUGGGUUGUCUGUAACUUUGUAUUGUUGGCAACGUCCCACUAAUUCAUUUAUUUUAACUUUAAAAUAGACUUUUCCUCGAGCAUUUAUCGUGUGGAUAGCAUAUUGUUGGUGGAAUUUUCUCCUUUUAAAUGAUGGUGGUCACGGUCUGAUGCUCCGUGUCGCAA